This is a messenger RNA of Schizosaccharomyces cryophilus OY26, 1420 nucleotides long. RefSeq names its product cytosolic thiouridylase subunit Ctu2. Gene Ontology annotation, biological process: tRNA wobble position uridine thiolation. Gene Ontology annotation, molecular function: tRNA binding; sulfurtransferase activity. The record is from RefSeq and is a predicted model, not a curated record. Gene Ontology annotation, cellular component: cytosol. The coding region runs from base 128 to 1258 and encodes 376 amino acids. The transcript has a single exon. NCBI's taxonomy places the organism in Eukaryota, Fungi, Ascomycota, Schizosaccharomycetes, Schizosaccharomycetales, Schizosaccharomycetaceae.
CACUACAAACGUUGUGUAAGCCAGUCAAUAUUGUUAUUAUAAGAAUUACUUGGUUAAAUUGGACUUUUCAUUAUAAAAAAAAAGAAUAUAAAUCUAAAGAAUUGGGGUCGCUAUUAGUAUAGGGAAAAUGCAGAACAUGGAUGGAAAUGACAACGACAAAGUAUUUCUUUGUAGAAAAUGCAAGAAGCAGGCAACGGUAAUGUCUAGAUCCGAAUACAGUUGUGAUGGAUGCUUUGUUCGAUCGACAGAAAAUAAGAUACGUCGUCAAUUUGAGCUUUUGCGUCCAAAUUUGGAACAUCGACGCUCUCGAAAAGCUUUGCUCGCUGUUUCUGGAGGAAUCUCUUCAAUGGCCAUGUUAGAAACUGCAUAUUAUCUUUCGCGAUACAGGAAAGAUAAUUAUCGACCCAUGUUCGAUGAACUCUUAGUCGUUCAUUUACAAAGUGGAUCUUUACAAGACGAAGAAGGGCGCGCAAAAACAAAAGUUAUAAUACAAAAAGCCAUAGAGUCUUAUUACACCCAAUGUGAAUUUCAGGUUAUCCAAGAAGAUGAUUUACUGAAGAAUGCAUAUUGCAUUGAUGCAAACGGCAAAUUAUCUCACGAUGAUUCAUCUAAUUGCAAUAGCUUUAACCUGGAAGCUAUUCCAUCAUUGGCUUCCAGACAAGAUUUAUUAUAUCGUGUUCGCGAACAAGUCCUUAUCUCGAUUGCCGAAAAGGAAGGCUGUGACACAAUCGUUUUUGGUGAUUGUGGUACAACGAUUGCCGCUCGAGUCUUGGAGCUUGUAGCUGAAGGAAGAGGAUUUGCUAUUCCUUGGUGCACGUCCGUUUAUUCCAAGCUUCCUGAUUUUCCAGUUUCCUUGUUGCGUCCUCUCCGUGAGGUAUUGUCUUCCGAGUUAAAAUCUUAUAUGAAAAUCAAAGAACUUGAUUACAUACCAACGGUAGUGGAAGAACGCCCUGCUACAAUCUCUGGUGUAGCAGAGAAUUACUUCAAAAACUUAAACGACCCUUUCCCUAGUUUAGUAAACACUGUUGUAAGAAUGUCUUCAAAGCUUAAUGUGCCGGAAGCAAAUAAAACCUGCUCUCUUUGUAAGUUGCCGAUGCAAGAAAACGCAGGAGCUUGGUUACAGAAGACUACUGUGCAACAUCCUAGCGAAGGACAAGAAGAUGCCGUUGCCAACCCUGAUAUCUGUUAUGCAUGUUCUGUUUCCCUUAAAAACAUGAAACAGCCUUUACGGAUUCCUGCCGUCAACAAGGAAGAAUAAACGAGGAUUGUACUGUACAUUAUAUAAUUUCGUUCGGAUUUCGUAAAUUUUUGGGUGAAUACUUAUUUAUGGGAGUGAUAAGGAAAGAAAAAGAGUAAAGGAUUGAUUAAUUAAUAAUAUUAAAGUGUUUUGUUUAUGCUGAACUAGAAUCAGAUAGCUGUC